Messenger RNA from Notodromas monacha, 414 nucleotides. The record is from the annotation of a GenBank genome assembly. NCBI's taxonomy places the organism in Eukaryota, Metazoa, Arthropoda, Ostracoda, Podocopida, Cyprididae.
CACAAGAACAUCAGAGGAUUUAUGACCCAUGGUGGAAUGCUGAGUACCCAAGAAGCUACUUAUCAUGGGGUUCCUGUGAUCGGCUUGCCCAUUGCAGCUGAUCAGCACACGAAUAUGGCCAAGGUUACGGGGGUCGACUCAGCAGGGGUCGUAUUGCACUGGGGAUUGAUAACAGUUGAUGAUAUAGUUUCCGCCGUCAGACGAAUCUUACAGGAUGAAAAAAUUUUGGGAAGUGUCAAACGACGGUCGAGACUAUUCCGAGACCAACCGAUGACACCUCUGGAAAGAGGCGUUUUCUGGACAGAAUACGUCUUGAGGAAUGGGUACGACACCGGCCUCAGAUCACCCACCAGGAAUUUGUCGUGUGUUCGUUUUCUGUUUGAUUCGACUGAAAAAUGCAUUGUUUGCAUCUAA